CAGCACUGACGGGAGGCGACGAUGCAGCGAGGCCCGAUACACCUGCGCCACCUUUUACUGUGGUUGCUUUUUGCACUAACCCGUGCAGAGUUGCCCAUGUGCAAAGAGUCAGAUUAUCACUUUGAGUACACAGAGUGUGACAUACUUGGGUCACGAUGGAGAGUGGCAGUUCCCAACAAAGCCAACAUAUGCACAGGCCUCCCAGAUCCAGCUAAAGGCACUCAGUGCACCUUCUCCUGUAGUGAAGGGGAGUUCCUCGACAUGCAGUCGCAGCAAUGCCAGAAGUGUGCUCUAGGUACCUACUCUUUGGGCACCGGUGUGGCCUUUGAUGAGUGGGACAGCAUGCCGUCUGGUUUUGUCACCCAAGGACUGACCACGAACGACGGGGAUGCUCCCACAGACUGCUCCAACUCAACCUGGACACCAAUGGGUGAUUACGUAACAUCCAACACAGAUGAGUGCACUGCAACGCUGUCCUACGCUGUGAGCCUGAAGACGCCUGGGACUGUGUCCUUUGAGUAUUUAUACCCUGACGACAGCCUUUACUUUGUGUUCUUUGUUCAGAAUGAACAGUGUCAGUCCACGGAAUCAAAGAGCCGGUGGAUGAAGACCACUGAGAGAAACUUCAACAAAUACAAGGUUGACCUUAACACCGGCAACAAUGUGCUGUAUUGGAGAACUGCUGCGUAUACUCUGCAGGGCAGUGCUGUCAAACCUGUGCUGUUAAGAAACAUUACCAUCUCAGGGGUGGCCUACACAUCAGAGUGUUUCCAUUGUAAACCUGGCACCCACAGUGCACAAGAGGGAUCUGCCCGCUGCAUCCCCUGCCCUGCUGAAACCUACUCUAACAAGGGUGCUGUCAUUUGCGACCAGUGUGAGCAAGGCACAUAUGCAAAGACUGGUUCAGGGAGCUGCAAACCGAGACCUGCAUGUACAAACAGUGAUUACUUCUACACUCACACUCCCUGUGACUCUGAAGGAAAGACUCAGCUUAUGUAUAAGUGGAUCAAUCCAAAGAUCUGCAAUGAAACUGUUGAAGGAGCCGUGACGCUGCCCGCAUCAGGGAAGAAGCAGACCUGUCCCCCAUGUAACCCGGGUUUCUUUGUCACCAACUCUUCUUCCUGUGAACCUUGCGACGAAGGUUUCUACUCCAACGGAACAGCCUGUAGCAAGUGCCCUGUUGGCACGGAGCCAGUGGUGGGUUACGAGUACAAAUGGUGGAACACAAUGCCGAGCAACAUGAAGAGCUCCAUCUUCCGUCGAGAGUUCGGCAACUCUGAACACAACAACACAGCAUGGGCGGUGGCUGGAGAGUAUGUCUACACCACCGCUGGGGAUGAGGACACAGACUACCUGAUGCUCAUACUCAGUGUCCCUGGAUACAGGCUGCCUCAGUCCAUGGUCGAAGAAAGUGAAAGGAGUGAACUUUCUCGCAUCACGUUUGUCUUUGAGACCACGUGCACUGCUGACUGCAAGUUUUACUUCCUGGCGCAGGGGUAUAACCACUGGAAUAAUGAUGUGGUGGAGCAGUGGAAAGGCAGCAACAGUAAACAGUCAUACUCCUACCUGAUCCAGAGAAACAGCACCGCCAGCUUCACCUGGACUUUCCAACGAUCAGAGGAACCUAACACAGAGAGAAAAUACAGCGCUGAUGCUGCAAAGAUCUUCUCCAUCCACAUCACCAAUGUAAUUGGAGGUGUGGCCUCUCAGUGUCGCCGCUGUGCCCUGAGCUCCACUAAGGCCGGCUCCGCCUGUGUUCCCUGCCCACUGGGUCACUACAUGGUCAACGGGACUGGAGUCUGUAAGAGCUGCCCGGCGAACACCUUCAUCAGGGCCGAUCAGCCUGUCGGAGAGGCCGCUUGUGUUGAGUGUGGACCAAACACACAGAGAAACCAGGCCUACACAGCUUGUUUCAGUGACUGUGCGUUGGAUGUGCAGACAAGAGGAGGCGUGCUGCUGCAUUAUAACUUCUCUCCUUUGUCCAACGUCACCGGCUUCCACAGCAGACCCAGUUUCACCAGCAAAGGCCUGAGAUAUUUCCAUCGCUUUAAUUUGGGUCUGUGUGGAAAAGAGGGCAGAGUACCGGCUACCUGUGUGGAAAAUGUCACAGAGAGUGGGAGAGAGGUCAAAGGUUACGUCUGUCAGUCCACUGCGGUUCCCUCUGACAUCAGGAGUCAGAGCAUGGUGUCCACCCAGCCUUUCAUCAUUGGUGACACACUCAUUGGUGUGACCACCGACACGAGCCUCAACAGCAUCUCAUCUCCAAAAUGGCUGUUUCCCUCUGCGUCCAACCUACCAGAUGUCAUCUUCUAUUACAAGUCCAGUGAGACGACUCAGGCUUGUAAACAAGGCCGGUCAGCCACCAUCAGACUGAGAUGCAGCCCCUCAGUGACUGAUAAAGACCAUAUCACACUGCCAAGCAACUGUUCAGAAGGGACUUGUGAUGGUUGUACUUUCCACUUUCUGUGGCAGAGCCAGCAUGCAUGUCCAGUCUGCACCAAAAACAACUACAAAGAGAUUGUCAGUGCUUGCAUCCAGGGAAUACAGAAAACCACCUAUAUGUGGCAGCAGCCAUUGCAGUGUUAUGGAGGCGAGUCACUUCCAGCGCAAAAGGUCAGCGCUUGUGUGAGUCUGGAUUUCUGGCUCAAGUUUGGGGUUUCCGCGGGAACGAUCGGUGCUGUGCUGCUCAUCUCUAUCAGCUGCUAUUUCUGGAAAAAGACACGCAAGUUGCAGUAUAAGUACUCCAAGCUGAUGGUAAGCUCUGGGGGUAAUGAGUGUGAGCUGCCCACUGCAGACAGCUGUGCAAUAAUGGAGGGAGAGGACGCAGAGGACGAGAUCAUGGACCUCACCAAGAAAUCCUUCUUCACCAAAAUGAGGCCCUUCUCCCGAGAGAGGACAUCAGAUGGAUUUGACUCAGUUCCACUAAAAUCGUCAUCUUUAUACAAUCAUAGAGAGGAGGAAGACUCUGAUGAUGAUUAAUUCAGAAGAUGAACAGAUGCUUCUACCAGAGUGCAAACACACACAGCUCCAGACACAGAAAACAGACAUGGGUGGUUAAAUGCAUUUUAUUUAUUACAAAAGAUACAGGCUUACUGUGAGAGUUUUAAAACAAUAAUAUUAAGAUCAUCCAUUUUUUAUUAUUAUUUGUCAUACGUGAGUUUGCCAGACCUGUAAUAGAAAGUCUCCAUAUUGGGGAUAUUCUGUAUUUUCAAAGCCCAUCGUGUAUUUAAAAAUGAUAUGAUAACCAAACUGUGUAGUAAGUUACAAUUGUUGUAGAUGUGUAAGGCUUUCUACAUUUAACACAACUGUGAAUGUAUAUUUUAUUUCUUUUCUACUUUCUUUUGUUAUUGUUAUUAUGCUAUUCUGUUUAUUGUUAUCAGACCAGCCAUCAAGUUCAGUCUUAAAUUUUUUUAGCAAUAUUGUAUUAUAUUGUAUUAUAUUUGCUACCACCUUUGAUAACCUGCUGCAUGUAAGCUUAUGAUAGAAUCUUGCUUUAUUGUGAAAUAAAGAAAUUUUCUACAAUAAAAAAACAACACAUUUUAUAAAUUAAGCGAAAC
Molecule: messenger RNA, 3557 nt
Organism: Cyclopterus lumpus (lumpfish)
Lineage: Eukaryota; Metazoa; Chordata; Actinopteri; Perciformes; Cyclopteridae
Gene: elapor1
Product: endosome-lysosome associated apoptosis and autophagy regulator 1
Exons: 22
Coding region: 22-2979 (985 amino acids)
Biological process (GO): positive regulation of vacuole organization; autophagosome assembly
Cellular component (GO): lysosome; trans-Golgi network; extracellular exosome
Source: RefSeq, a predicted model, not a curated record